AAGGGGGCGCGGCUGAGGUCACUUCCGGUGGGUGACGGUGCGGACGGGUCACGGGCGCUGAGGAGGCGGCGGCAAAAUGGCGGCGCCUGAGGAGCGGGAUUUAACGCAGGAGCAGACGGAGAAGCUGCUGCAGUUCCAGGAUUUGACUGGCAUUGAAUCCAUGGACCAGUGUCGACAGACCCUGGAACAGCACAACUGGAAUAUAGAGGCAGCCGUACAGGACAGAUUGAAUGAACAAGAGGGGGUACCGAGGGUCUUCACCCAGCCCCCCGCCCGGCCUCUGCAGGUGAACACAGCAGACCACCGGAUCUACAGCUACGUCGUUUCCCGGCCGCAACCCAGGGGCCUGCUAGGCUGGGGUUAUUAUUUGAUAAUGCUUCCGUUCCGCUUUACGUACUACACGUUACUCGAUAUCUUUAGGUUUGCCCUUCGCUUCCUCCGCCCGGACCCCCGCAGCCGGGUCACCGACCCCGUCGGGGACAUCGUGUCGUUCGUGCACACGUUCGAAGAGAAGUACGGGCGGACGCACCCGGUCUUCUACCAGGGGACCUACAGCCAGGCCCUGAACGACGCCAAGCGGGAGCUGCGCUUCCUGUUGGUGUAUCUGCACGGGGACGACCACCAGGACUCGGACCACUUCUGCCGCAACACGCUCUGCGCCCCUGACGUGGUGGCCCUCAUCAACACGAGGAUGCUCUUCUGGGCGUGCUCCACAAACAAGCCGGAGGGCUACCGGGUGUCCCAGGCCUUGCGAGAGAACACGUACCCAUUUCUGGCCAUGAUUAUGUUGAAGGAUCGGAGGAUGACCGUCGUGGGAAGGCUCGAGGGCCUCAUCCAGCCCGACGACCUGGUCAACCAGCUGACCAUCAUCAUGGAGGCCAAUCAGACACACCUGGUGUCUGAGCGCCUGGAGAGGGAAGAGAGGAACCAGACUCAAGUGCUGAGGCAGCAGCAGGACGAGGCCUACCUGGCCUCCCUCCGGGCCGACCAGGAGAAGGAGCGGAAGAAGCGGGAAGAGCGGGAGCAGAGGCGGCGCAAGGAGGAGGAGGUCCAGCAGCAGAAGCUGGCGGAGGAGAGGCGGCGGCGGAACCUGCAGGAGGAGAAGGAGCGCAAGUCCGAGCACCUGCCCCCUGAGCCGUCCCCAGACGACCCCGAGAGCGUGAAGAUCAUUUUUAAGCUGCCCAACGAUUCCCGCGUGGAGCGAAGAUUCCACUUCUCCCAGUCGCUCACGGUAAUCCACGACUUCCUGUUCUCCUUGAAGGAGAGUCCGGAGAAGUUUCAGAUCGAGGCCAAUUUCCCCCGCCGCGUGCUGCCCUGCCUCCCGUCCGAGGACCAGCCCAACCCUCCCACCCUGCAGGAGGCCGGACUCAGCCACACCGAAGUCCUGUUCGUUCAGGACCUCACGGACGACUGACGCCGUCGUCCCCUGCCCCCCUUCCCCCCGCCCUCCCCCUCUCCUCUGCCCCCAAACAGAACGAAGGAAUGGAGAACGAAAAAAAAAGAGAGAAAAUUCAUAUUAUUAUUAUUAUAAUACAAUAUUUUUUUUAAAAAGACUGCUGCCGCCCUCCGGAGAGAUCGGAACCCACACUGCCUGCGAGAGGGACCCCCACUUCCUCCCCGCCCCUUCCACUCGGACCAGCCCGGGACCUUGCGGUGUCCGUUCUGCCUCGCUUUUUCCGGAAAAAUAACUCUAAAGCCCCCGGCGCCCGUCUUCCCUGCAACUCCCCCGCCCCCCGGGACGGGCGGAUGGAGACAGGGAAGGGGGCGGGCAGAGAGAAGCCUCCCCUCCAGCUCCUCACCAAGAGACAAGCGUUCUCCUUUUUCUGUUGCUUUGUAAUGACCAAAGGAACGGGGCCGGCCUGGGUGUCUUUUUUUUCCCCUCAUUUUAUUUGAUAAAAAGCCAAUUCCGAAGCACGCGAGUUCUCUGUGCACGGGACCGGCUCCGUCCUCGGUGAGCUGAAGCAGCGCCCCCACCCCGAGGAGGGGCCGUUGUCGGUUGCCUUCCUCUCCGGGGGCGUCUCUUAUCCUUGCCCCCUUCCCCGGCCUGCCCGACCGAGGAUGACUGGACGUGCCCGUGGCUCGCACCCGACACCCCACGGCGGGCCCGGGCCAUGACUGCCGGAGACGGGGGUGGGGAUGUGCCCUCCCUCCCUUCUCCCCGGCCCCGCUGGCUUCGGCAGACAGAAGGUCGCGUCGUCUGUGGGCCCGAGAGCCGCCGGGCGUGUUUUGGGAGGUGAGGAGGGAGCGCGGACCCAGAAUCUGGCUGACGGGAGGCGCGGGGAGCCCUCGGGGAGGGAGCGUCCGGCCCUCAGUCAGGGCGAGUUUCUGGACGAGGUGUCCCCAGUGGGCCGGGGGCGCUGUAGGUCAGGCCCCUGAGAACUGGGAAGGUUAUCUUGGUUCCUUCCGUUGAGAAGGGUAGGUGGCAUUACUAGCAGGGUCUGGCCUGAGGAAGAGGUGCCUUUGAAGGUCUAAACUCUUUGGGUUUUCAAACGUCAAAGCUCCCCUUCCUUUCGGGAACGCGACCCUAAGGCACCCCUCAUCCUGGGGCCUUGACCCCCUAGUAAUUAUGAGGGAGAGCGGGGGUGGGUAACGUGGAGCUGCCAUCUUGCUUUGGUUUAGGCGGAGGAGGCUAAACAAUCCUGCCGUCUCGGGGGUCCACCCACAACCCCUUCCCCCAAAUCUCGCCACCCUGGGGGUCAUCGUCCUCGCCCCAGGGGAGCCAGCCACGAUCCGCCUCCCCUCCACACCAGUGUGAUCUGCCCUUGCCCCGGGAGGGCAGGGCGGGGGAACCCCACAGCUCACCCGAGAAGACGUCACGGGGGAAGGAGUCAUCGGCUCUCACCGGCCAACCCACCUCCCGGACAGCGCUGCCGCUAGACCGCGUGGGAGCCCUCCGAGAGGGCCGCCGCCUCCAGCCGGGCGCGCCCUUCCGGCCGUCUGCAGGUACCCGAUCCCCAUCCCGCACGACUCCCAAGGAAGCGUCGUCCUCCUUGUGCCCGUCUCUGCUGCGGAGUUGGAACGGCAGGGAACCAAGAGAACAAGAUGACACCUAUCCUUUUUUUUUUUUUUAAUGAAAAAAAAAACAACUCGCGUUAUGAUAUAAAAGGAUGUCCACCGUCAACCGAGCGGUCGAGAUGAAACUUUAUCCAGGGCGCCGAGGGCUAAAGGCACCCGUGGAAAACCGGCGGUAGAGCCAACUUCCCCGCUUGGGUCCUCGAGCAAGGGGCUCCGCUUCAGAGCCCCGUUUCCGAGGCGGCGGGCGGGGAAGGUAGCCCUCGCUGUUCCCGGGCUCUACCCCUUCCCAUCCUGCACCCGAAGAGUUAUGCGGGGAUGGACUGAGUCAAUCGAGUGUACUUUCAGAUUUUUUCCAUAAAGAUUACAUUGUAUUGUAGGUUAACAUUAAAUGUUUUAUAACAAAAGUUCCAGCA
This is a messenger RNA of Ornithorhynchus anatinus (platypus), 3428 nucleotides long. It is a transcript of the gene FAF2, whose product is annotated as Fas associated factor family member 2. Gene Ontology annotation, molecular function: ubiquitin binding. The coding region runs from base 77 to 1414 and encodes 445 amino acids. Gene Ontology annotation, cellular component: endoplasmic reticulum. Lineage: Eukaryota; Metazoa; Chordata; Mammalia; Monotremata; Ornithorhynchidae. The record is from RefSeq and is a predicted model, not a curated record. The transcript has 11 exons.